AUGGAACAUACCAACAUAUUUACUGAAAAAAUUAAUGAAUUUUUAAAAAAAAAAAAAAUAAGAGAAAAUAUAUUAGUUUAUGAUAAAGAAAAAAAAGAAAAAAAAUAUGACGUGAAUAAUUUUAAAGUACAUCGAACACCCGAGAUACAUAAAAAUGCUGUGCAUUUUAUUUUGCAAAGUGAAAAAGACAAUGCUAAUAAAAACCAGGUUACUGAACAUGCAAUAGGGCAUGAUAAUAUAAAAGAUGGUGAAAUAAUUCCAAAAAAUCUUACUGACUCUUCUAUUUUAAAAAUAAAAAAUAUAAAACUAAAAAUUAAUAAAUAUCUAGACAAAUGUCAUGAUGUAUCCACUGAAAAGUUAAAAAAAUAUCAUAUCGAUGUAAAUAAAAUAAUAGAUGAAAUAAAAGAAGAAACACUAAUUCGAACAGGUUUAUUACAAAAGGAUCUACAAACUUCAAACCAACUAAUCGACGAAUAUAUUCAAAAGUCAAUCACCAUAAAAUGGGAUAAUCCAAAUGUUGAUUUUCAAUCCCUUGCAAAUAAAAAAGAUAACUACCAAGUUGCAAUAAAAUAUUAUCAAAAUAUAUUCUUAUUUUAUUUAGACAAAAAUUUUAUAUCAAGCCCAAAUAACACUCUCGACAAUCCACUGACCAAUAACAGUAACAACAACGGUAGUUGUAGAAAUAACAAAAUUGAGAAUGGGACUAAGACAGAACAUUUUCAAACAAUCGAAGAAAUAAAAAUCCAUAUAACUCAAAGAAUGGAAGAAAUUUCAAAUAAUUGGUUAUCAGUUGAAAAUAUAUUUACUAAAUUAAAUGAAAAUAUUAUUAAUUUCAUUUUAUAUUUUGAAAAAAAAUAUGAAGAUUCAAAAAAAGAUAUAAAUAAAAAGAUACAAGAAUUAGAAACCCAAUUAAAAGAAACAAUAUAUUAUACUAAUAACGAAAUAAAUGUUUUAAUUGAUAAUGAAAAUGAAAAAAAUAAUAUAUUUAUUGAACUUUUAAAUUAUUUUAAUGAUUAUAUAUUACAUUUAUAUAAAUAUAUAUAUAAUAAAUAUAAAGAAUGUGAAAAUAUUUUUUAUAAUAUUCUUAAUGAACAUGAUCAUAAUGAUAAUUGUUAUGUCUAUUUGUCUAUUUACGAAAAUUAUAUAAAUAAUUUAAAAAAUGAAAAGUUUUUAAAAUAUAUAAUUAAUAUCUUUGAAAAUAAUUAUCUAAAUAUAUAUAAUGACAGAAUAAAUCAAAUCAAAAAAGAUGAAUAUUUUGUGAACUUUUUUAUUUUAGAAAAUUCACAAGAUUUCUUUAUCCCUUUUAAUCAAUAUUAUGAAAAUUAUAUGAACAAAUAUGAACAGAUAGAAUAUCUCCUAAUUAGUUAUAAAAAUGUUAUCCUUAAAUUAUUUUUUGAUUUUACCAAUUUUACCAACAUUAUAAAAAACCAUACUAAAAAAAAAGGAGAGCUAGCUAAAGAUCAAACCUAUAAAAUUCUAUCUAAAUUAAAAAAACGAGACGCUACCAAAAAUCUCACACAUUUUGAUGACAAAAAAUUAAAAAGAGAAAUUUAUGAACAUUAUAUAAGUAAUAUACUAAAUUAUUACAAUGCUAUAAAUUUAAGAGAUGAUUAUUUUUUAUUAACAUUUUUUGAAUUUUUAGAAAAUUUAAAAAGUUAUGUAAUUAUGUCCUAUAUAGAAAUACAAAAAAAUAUAACACAUUACAACAAUUAUUGCAAAAUAGAAAGUAACAAAUUAACAAAAGACUUUGAUAUUUUAUAUAAUAAAUAUAAUGUUAAUGUUAAAAAAUGUAUGAACUGUACAGAUUAUUUACAACUCACCGAAUUACACAAAAAAAAUUUAGAGCUAGCCAAAAAUAUUCAAUUAUUUUUUUCUACUGUUGAAGAAAAUGCUAAUUCUACCAACAAUAAAUUUGUUACAAAAUUGAAAGAAAAAUUAGAGAUCUUAUUUUUGUCAGUUUUAAAAAAGGCCAAAAUUAUUUCUACAGACAUGCAAGAAGCCAUAAUAGUAGAAAAAAAAAAUAAAUCUACCAAAAAAAAAAAUUAUGAACAUGUCAGAACAUAUAACGAUACAGAUUUAAAAGUGCCAAAACAGGAAAAGGAAAAUAAUAAAAAAAUAAUAAAAAAUAUAGACCAAGAUAGUACAAAUGUGAAACAAAUAAACAUUAAUGAAGAUGAUAAUAUUGUGAUUAAACAACUUAUAGGAGAAGAAAUAAACUACAAAUACAUUUUUGAUUUUACAAGCUUUUUUCAAACUAUUUAUGACAAUUAUAAGAAUAAUAUUAAAACCUUAUUAUGCUCUAAAGAAUUUAAAUCGAAAAAUAGUUAUCCUCUAUACAAAAAAAAUGAAAAGAAUAAGACCUACGAAAAAAGACACCAAAAAAAAAAAACAUGUAACAUACAAAUGAAUAAUGGGAAGAUAAAGAUAAGUACCGACAUAUUGGUACAAAAUAUGCUUCAAUUUCAAAAAAAAAAAAAUGAAGAACUAGCCAAAAGAGAUCAGCUAGCUGAAAUAGACAAAAAACAAGAGGAUAUUUCUUUCUUAAAUCAGGAUAAAAAUGAUGAAAAAGAAAAUGAUAAUAUACCAAUUGAUGAACUAAACUAUGAUAAUAUUAUGUACAACAUUAAUAUUUUAAAAAAGAUAUUUGAGGAUUUUUUACAAACAUAUUACACAAAUUUUAAGGGGGUCCUCUUUGAACAUAUGUUAAAAAUAAAAGAGAAUGUCGAACAAGAAGAAUAUACAAAAUAUUUUGAAAAGAUAUACAAAAAUAACUAUAUAAAAACUAUAGAAGAAAAUGAAAAAGCAAUUAGUCAAAUAGCCGAAAAUCUUAAAUAUAAGUUUAUAAAAAAUAAACAAAAUUUUGAUAACUUAAUAAACAAAUUGAAUAAUUUAAUAAAUGAGUAUACACAUGUUGUAGACAAUCAAAAUAUAGAAGAACUACUUAUGAAAUCUUUGAAUAAAGUUAACAAAUUGUUUUUAAAAAUGGAAAAAAAGGAUGAAAAAAAAGAUGAAAAAAACUACAAGCGUGAGCAUCAAAAUGACUAUGAAUAUGGAGAGGAAAACUUUGAUGUACUUGUUAAUAAUUUCAAAAAUAACUAUAAAAAUUUUCAAGAUAAGUUACAAAAUAUGAUAAAUGAAUUAAAUAAGGAAAUUAAAAAAGUCCAAACAUAUUAUGACAUGGUCAUAAAAAUAAAGGAACAAAAUAUAGACAUUGAAGAAAUAAAAAAAUGUUUGCAAAAUUCUAUAAAUUUUCGUCAAAAUAUUAUUAAAAAAAAAAAUAAUAUUCAAAAUUUAUAUAAUUCAAACAUUUAUAUAUUUAACAAUAAAAUGAAAACAAUAAAAACAAAUAAUGCUACCAUAAAGAAAGUAACCAAAAAUACAUUAACAACUAAUGAGACAAUUACGUACUUACAUACCAAAGAAGAAAUUAAAAAUAUUAUUUUAAUAUUCUAUUUUUUAUUAUAUCAUAUUAAAAAUUCUAUUUUUAUUACAAAAAUAGAUAAACAAAAUAAUAGCCAAUAUGGUAAUACUCCUAAAUUCUCUUUACCCAUAACUACCUUGCCUGGUCAGGUAAAAAAAACAACCAUUAAAUCGAGUAUAAGAGAAGAGAAAAGCAGUAACAAAGAUGAAACAAAAGAUAAUACACCACAAAAUAAAAAAAUAUUACCUAAUCCGACUAGUGAUAAUAAAAAGGUUAUUAUAAAUACAAAUGAAAUAAAUAUAAAAACUACAUUUGAAGAAAUAGACAAACAUAUAUAUAAUAAACUUCAAAUUUUUCAAAAAAUAAAAAAUAUAUAUGAACUAAGAAUCAAUACAAAUUCCAUUUUAGAUAAUAUUUUCCUUUCUACAUUUAUUUCAAAAAAUAUUAACAGUCUCUUAUUCUCAAAAAGUGGAAACCCCCUUAAAGAAGAAAUAGAUCAUGUAAUUACUUUUUCUACACAAAAUAAAAAGGAUUCCAAAGAAUCUUCAAAAUUGUCUAACGAUUUUAAUGGAUCAGAAAAAAAAAUUGAUAAGGAAAAUAGUUUAGGAAAAAAAACCGAAGGAGACCUAAAUUUAGUAGACACAGAAAAUGAUGUAGCAAAAUAUAUAGAAAAUAUUUUAACUCGAAAAAAAUAUAGUGAUUUAAAAUUUUUUUUAUAUACUUGUAUAUAUAUUAUAAGUAUAAUAACCAAAAUUUUAACUCCAUAUAAUAAUAAUUUUUUUAAAGAAAAGACUGGGGAAUAUAAUCAUGUUUUAUUUAUAUAUUAUGAUAUUUCUUAUUUAAUAUAUAAAAAUUAUAUCUUACAAAAUGAUGAAAAAAUAAAAAAUAAUAAUUUAAAAGAAUUAUAUAUACAAAAAGAUACAAUGUCUUCUUAUAUUUAUUUUACUAAUAAUAUGUUAUAUAAAAUAAAAUUAUUUAAUUUAUAUAAUUUUGAAAAAAAAAUUGUAGAAGAAUUUUUACAUACUCAUUUUUACACAUUAACUAAAAUCCAAAUUAAUGAAAACAAAGAAAAUCCAAACUGGAUUAAAAUAAGAGAAGAGUAUAUGCCAGACAUUUACACAUUAGCAACUUACUUGAAAGUUAUCUCGAAAAAAAUUGCAUAUUUUACAUUUAAAGAAAUUUAUGGACACCACAACCAUCUUACCAGUCAACGGAUAGGCAUAAUGCAACAAAAUUUUAUCUUAAAGUUUGAAAAAACAAGUGAAGAAUUAGAAAUAAAAGAUGAUGCUCCAGAUUCUAAAUUAAUGAGAAAAACUGAAUUAUAUAAAUUAUUCAAUUUAUAUAUUAUAGGAAUAAAAAAUAUUUUAUCAAAUCAUUUAUAUUCAUUAUAUGAAAACCUAUAUAGUAAUUUUAUUUUUUUCGUAUACCUUUUAAAUAUGUUACCUUGCAAUUCCAGACUAGAUCUAAACGAAUCUCCUCAUAAUUUUCCACACCAAGCAUGUGACACAAACUUUGCAAAAAUCCACUUUAUGGAUAGUUCCAUCGAUUACGACUUAAGUGAUAUCAAAAAAAAAGUAGAAAGCGUAUACGGAAUUAAUUAUGAAAAAAAAAAAAAAAAAAAAAUCAGUGAAACAAAAAUAACCAAUAAUCUAAAUAAAGACCAUUUCCAUAUGCCAUACAAUAAUGAACAUUCCUAUAUUGUGAAUAAAUUGGAAAAAAAAAUUGAAAAGUAUAUGAUAAAAUUUUAUGAAGAUAUAACAAAAAAGAUGGAUACGAAGAAAAUCGAAAUAAUCAAAAUAAUUUCAAACGAUAAAAAAAAUAACAGAAAAUAUUAUGAAGAAAAAAUAUAG
This is a messenger RNA of Plasmodium vinckei vinckei, 5271 nucleotides long. RefSeq names its product conserved Plasmodium protein, unknown function. The transcript is spliced from 6 exons. The record is from RefSeq and is a predicted model, not a curated record. Bases 1 to 5271 code for a protein of 1756 amino acids. NCBI's taxonomy places the organism in Eukaryota, Apicomplexa, Aconoidasida, Haemosporida, Plasmodiidae.